Molecule: messenger RNA, 980 nt
Organism: Cucurbita pepo subsp. pepo (vegetable marrow)
Lineage: Eukaryota; Viridiplantae; Streptophyta; Magnoliopsida; Cucurbitales; Cucurbitaceae
Source: RefSeq, a predicted model, not a curated record
UUCCUUCCAAUGAUUCCAUCCUAGAUCCCAUUUUCCUUCUUUAAUCCACCCUCCUUCUUCCCAUUUCUCUCCCCCUCUCUCUUCAUUUCAAUUUCAGACCCAUUUUCCCCACUAACUCUCUUCUGGGUAUCAUGAUUUUCUCCCACAAAAUGCAACAAAUUGCAUUUCAAAUGGGUUUCACUCUCUCCGAUUUCGCUCUCACUUUGGAACAAGAGCGCCGUAAAGUCCUCAUGUUCCAGCGCGAGCUCCCUCUCUGUUUGGAGAUUGUUACUCGCGCCAUUGAUUGUUGUAGGCAUCACGUGUCGGAGACCACGACGGAGAAUCGUCUAUCGGAGUGUUCGGAGCAGACUUCCAGUGACGUGGGUCCGGUUCUUGAGGAGUUUAUUCCGAUUAAUAGAUAUGGGGUUUCUGAUUCUGAACAACAACAACAACAACUACAACGACAACAACAACUGCCCUGUGAAACUCAAACGGAGAACACUGACGACUCUGAUCGAAAUAAUUUGAAUUUGUGUCCGUCGGAUUGGCUCAGAUCUGCCCAGCUUUGGAAGGAUCCUUCUGCCUUGAAUCAGGACCUGCCGGAGAAGACGGCUGUUGUUGAGGUCAAGAGUAAUGGCGGAGCUUUCCGGCCAUUUCAGAAGGAGAAAACCGGUGGCGGAGGAACGUCAUCGACUUCGGCUCCGGCUGCGACGAGCUCCACUGCGGAAAUGGGGUCCGGUGGAAGUAAUCGACGGGAAGAAAAAGAAGCGCAGAAUCAGAGGAAACAAAGACGGUGCUGGUCACCGGAGCUACACCGGCGAUUCCUUCAUGCUCUUCAACAGCUCGGAGGUUCCCAUGUGGCGACGCCGAAGCAAAUCAGAGAGUUGAUGAAGGUGGAUGGCCUUACCAACGACGAAGUGAAAAGUCAUUUACAGGUUUGGAAAUCUAGAAUUUUCUUUUUCCCCCAUUUUUUUUUUUUUUUAAUUCUAUAAUUUCUUUUC